This is a messenger RNA of Phytomonas sp. EM1, 264 nucleotides long. Lineage: Eukaryota; Euglenozoa; Kinetoplastea; Trypanosomatida; Trypanosomatidae. The record is from the annotation of a GenBank genome assembly.
AUGAGCUCCUUGGCCCACCGCGACAGCGUCACCUGCUGCGGACGCGGGAGGGAUUUGAUCUGCUGCAGCACCUCCGGCAUCCCACUGAGGACCACCAUCAGGGUGAAGAACCCCGCGAGGGGCAUCAACGGGCCGCCGUCGUCGGGGCCGGCCUCGGCCUCGGCCUCGACCCCGGACGUCGCCGAGGCCGCCACCAGCGCGGCGACGUCCACGACGGUCGACAACUCCCACCCAUCCGGGGCGCCUAAGGUGCGAUGGGCGUAG